AUGACUUGGCAUUACUCAACCGAGCUGCGGCAGGUCGUCGACGAUCCAAAGAACCUCCAGCCCGGGUCGGUGCUCGAAACCCUUCCCUACCUCAACGCCGUGAUCUACGAAGGACUGCGGCUUUCCUACGGCGUCUCCUUCCGGACCGCCCGCAUCGCCGCCGAGGAGGGACCUGGUGUACAGCGGUCGCCGGUCGAGUACGUCAUCCCCCGGUGGACCGCCAUCGGCAUGUCGGCGGCCACCACGCACCACGACGAGAGGGUCUACCCCACGCUCGUCUGUACGAGACGACCGAUGGGAGAGUGGCUUGUGACCACGACACGCAGGUCCCCAGGACGGUCAAGGAGAGCAAAGCGACCCGGGUGA
Pyricularia pennisetigena is the source of this 366-nucleotide messenger RNA. RefSeq lists its product as uncharacterized. Bases 1 to 366 code for a protein of 121 amino acids. NCBI's taxonomy places the organism in Eukaryota, Fungi, Ascomycota, Sordariomycetes, Magnaporthales, Pyriculariaceae. The transcript is spliced from 3 exons. Gene Ontology annotation, molecular function: iron ion binding; monooxygenase activity; heme binding. The record is from RefSeq and is a predicted model, not a curated record.